Lachancea fermentati is the source of this 2139-nucleotide messenger RNA. The record is from the annotation of a GenBank genome assembly. Lineage: Eukaryota; Fungi; Ascomycota; Saccharomycetes; Saccharomycetales; Saccharomycetaceae.
AUGUCCAUCAGAAACUUGACCAACCAGGCGUCAGAGCAGGCUUCCGCAUCGCUAGACGGCAGUCGUUACCACGCAGACGAGCGCGAUCGCAGCCACGAUCAAUCGCAGGAUCAGUCGCGCGAGCACCUCACCAACCCAUUCGCUGACGACGCCGAGGACGACUCGUAUCCGUCGCACAGCGCCAGCGACACGUCCCUGAUCCACCACGGGCUCGAGUCCGGCGCGGACGCGGGCGCGUCGCGCGGCGGCGCGGCCGCAGCGGGGUUUUCCGACUACAAGGGCUACUACUCCAAGGCCGGCGCGAGCGCCGGCCGCGCCACGGCCGCCAAGGGCAAGAUGCCCGCGGCGCUGCCCUCCAGCACGUCGCUCAGCUCGCACCUGGGCAUCUCCAACAACGACAUUCUGUCGCCGCCGGCGUUCGACCGCUACCCGCUUGUGGGCUCACGUGUUGCGUCGAUGGCGGCCAUCAACAACAAGAACCAUGCCAGUCUGGGCGCCAACCCCAACAACAGCUCUUCCAACAACGACGGGUCGUCGUCGUCUAUCACGUCGUCCAACCCGUUUUUGAGCGACCAGGAUUUCUCGCCGUUCGGAGGCUACCCUACUUCGUCGUUCCCACUGCAUAUGGAGGAGAAGGAGGACGACGACUACCUGCACAACCCGGACCCGGAGGAGGAGGCGCGUCUCGAUAAGGAACGCUUCGUGCUCGACUUCAAGCACAUGGACAAGCGUUCCGCCGGUGGGCUGUUCGGAAUUCUGUUUCUCUUUUUGGGCGCCAUCGCGCUGUUUGUGAUCCUCCCCAUCGUCACUUUCACAGGCGCCGGCCACCACUACACUCCACAGGUAGUGGCACUUUUAACGCUCUACGAAUACCCGCAACUAUCAGCCAUCCGGACCGAUUUGGUCGACCCCGACACCCCAAGCUCCGCGUUGUCCAAGAAGGCCAAAGACGGUUCCUAUUGGAAACUGGUGUUCUCCGACGAAUUCAACGCCGUGGGUAGAAGUUUUUACGACGGUGACGACCAAUUUUGGACUGCGGCUGAUCUAAACUACGCUGCUACCAAGGAUCUAGAAUGGUAUACCCCAGAUGCUGCUACCACUGCAGACGGUACUUUGCAAUUGCGGAUGGACGCUUUCAAGAAUAAUGGCUUGAGCUACAGGUCUGGAAUGUUGCAGAGUUGGAACAAGUUAUGCUUUACACAAGGUAACAUCGAGAUCUCUGCACAGCUGCCUAACUACGGCCGCGUUACCGGUCUAUGGCCCGGUUUGUGGACUAUGGGUAACCUUGGCCGUCCCGGUUACAUGGCUAGUACCGAAGGUGUCUGGCCUUACUCAUACGAAGCUUGUGAUGCGGGUAUCACCCCUAAUCAAAGUUCCCCCGACGGUAUCUCGUAUCUACCGGGUCAGAAACUGAGCUCUUGUACUUGUGAUGGGGAAGACCAUCCCAACCAAGGUGUUGGAAGAGGUGCACCUGAAAUUGAUAUCAUCGAAGCCGAAGCUGAUACCACUUUGCAAGUGGGGUUGGCGUCUCAAUCUCUACAAAUCGCACCCUUCGAUAUAUGGUAUAUCCCCGAUUACGAUUUUGUGGAAAUUUACAAUUUCUCCACCACUGCCAUGAAUGGCUACUGUGGUGGUCCAUUCCAACAAGCGGUGUCUGCAGUGUCCACUUUGAACAUUACUUGGUACGAAUUUGGUCCAACAGCAGGCUACUACCAGAAAUACGGGUUUGAAUAUUUGAAUGACAGAGAAGAUGGAUACGUUCAAUGGUUUGUGGGUGAUGAUCCUACUUUCACCAUUUAUGCAAAGGCCUUACAUCCAAAUGGUAACAUUGACUGGAGAUUGAUAAGUCAGGAACCAAUGUCGAUCAUCAUGAACUUGGGUAUCUCUAACAGUUGGGCUUAUAUCGAUUGGGCUUCUAUUUAUUUCCCAGUAACGAUGAGCAUCGAUUACGUGAGAAUUUACCAACCAAACGAUUCCGUAAGUAUCACUUGUGAUCCGACCGACUACCCAACAUAUGACUAUAUCCAAAGCCACUUGAACGCAUACAGCAACGUCAACCUUACGAGCUGGGAGGGUGCAGGUUAUACGUUUCCUUCUAAUAACUUGACAAAGAGUUGCAAGGUUUCUAAAUCUUCUUGA